Messenger RNA from Gastrolobium bilobum, 1574 nucleotides. RefSeq lists its product as uncharacterized. The transcript has 7 exons. The record is from RefSeq and is a predicted model, not a curated record. Bases 211 to 1242 code for a protein of 343 amino acids. NCBI's taxonomy places the organism in Eukaryota, Viridiplantae, Streptophyta, Magnoliopsida, Fabales, Fabaceae. Gene Ontology annotation, biological process: transmembrane transport.
UAGAGGUUAGAGGGAGAGGGGUUUUCUUUGCACCCUUCAAAAUCGGAAGCUUCUACCUUUAUUACAAAUUCUUCUUCUUCUUCCAUAUACAAUUCAAACCCUUCCCACCGCAGUUUCGAUGUAACAUCGUAUAAAUUCUAAGCACAGCCAACUCUGCGAGAAGAAGAUACACAGUGAUAUUUGAUUUCGAGUUUCUGGGUUCCGUAAAAUAUGGAAGCUCGUGUGGGGAUGGUUGUCGAAGGGGGACAGAGAGCCCUUAACACCGCCCAAGGGGCCACCGUUGAUGGCGGCGGCGCCGCCACCACCACCACCACCAAAUUAUUGUCGCAAAACAGCCAGCACCAGCACCAGCUUGGAACAGUGCAUCAGCUUCUCGCUGGUGGCAUCGCCGGUGCUUUUAGCAAGACUUGCACCGCACCCCUUGCGCGCCUCACUAUUCUUUUUCAGGUGCAAGGAAUGCAUUCUGAUGUGGCAACAUUGAGCAAGCCAAGCAUUUGGUUUGAGGCUUCACGUAUUGUGAAAGAAGAAGGAUUUAGAGCAUUUUGGAAAGGCAAUUUGGUGACUAUUGCUCACCGUCUCCCAUAUUCUGCCGUCAGCUUCUAUGCCUUUGAACGCUAUAAGAAUCUGUUACAUUCACUGGUGGGGGAGAAUUCUAGAGGUAAUGCAACUGCAGACCUCUUUGUGCACUUUGUGGGUGGUGGUUUGGCAGGUAUAACAGCUGCUUCUGCCACAUAUCCUUUGGAUCUUGUGAGAACACGACUUGCGGCACAGAGAAGUACCAUAUACUACAGGGGUAUCUCACAUGCUUUCAGUACCAUCUGUAGAGAAGAAGGUUUCUUGGGUCUGUAUAAGGGACUUGGAGCGACAUUGUUGGGCGUUGGGCCCAGUAUAGCUAUAAGUUUUUCAGUUUAUGAAUCAUUACGUUCUUCAUGGCAGUCAAAAAGGCCUGAUGAUCCUACUGCCAUGGUUAGUCUUGCCUGUGGCAGUCUUUCAGGAAUUGCAUCAUCAACAGCAACAUUUCCUUUGGAUCUUGUAAGGCGCAGGAUGCAGUUAGAGGGUGUCGGUGGUCGAGCUCGUGUCUAUAACACUGGCUUGUUUGGGACAUUUGGGCGUAUAAUUCAGAAUGAAGGGGUACGUGGUUUGUAUAGAGGCAUUCUGCCCGAGUACUACAAGGUUGUUCCUAGUGUGGGCAUUGUCUUCAUGACAUACGAGAUGCUGAAGAUUCUUCUAUCUCCAAGUUAGUAGCAUACUCAAUUGCCAAACGUCCAUCAUUAUAAUGCUCAUAGUUUAAUUUUUUUGAAGAAUACAAUUUCAGGAGAAUUUGAUCUCUUAGAAAAUGAGAUGCUAGAACAUAUCUUCUACGAAGUUUUGUUGAGGUGAAUUUUGCUGUCAUUGCCAACACAUUUAUCUGUGUAUAGGUAGUUGUAACUUGAGUGACACCAAUUGUACCCACGUCGAAAUUUAGGUUGAAACUAUUUUAUAGUUGAUGAUUAUAUCAACAAAGCAGUUUUGUUGUGAUGGCGCAAUUUCUUUUUUGGUACUAUUUAGAGAACAUGUGGAAGACUUGUUACAAA